UCGAGUAGCUUAAACGUUCAACUAACGCGUUUCUUGUUUUUCCAUUAAAAACGUUUUUUUCGUGUAAUGUAGUGACCUAAAACGUUAUUUUUGCCCAAAUUGGUCAUACUUUAUCUAGUUUGGGUGUUUAAAGUGUGUAAAAAAUCCCAAAAUUGUGAAAAAUGGACCCCAAUGUGCCGCCCCCGACGUUUCCGCCGCCGGGUAUGGGUACCCCACCGUUGAUGGGUUUCCAGCCCCUCAUUCCCCCAUUCAGUGUCCCCCCUCCCGGUUUUGGGGCUUUCCCUCCACCCCCAAACCCUUUGGAACAAUGGACGGAACACAAAGCCCCCGAUGGUCGCACUUACUAUUAUAAUUCUAUAACGAAACAGAGUUCGUGGCAAAAACCCGAUCAAUUGAAAACACCAACUGAGUUGAUGUUAUCGCAAUGUCCGUGGAAGGAGUACGUGGCGGAUAAUGGUAAAGUGUAUUAUCACAAUGUCACCACGAAGGAAUCGCGGUGGGUCAUGCCCCCCGAAUUGGAGGAAAUUAAGAAAAAAAUCGCAGCGGAGGAGGGUAAGGGCGUGUCAGCUGCAGUCACGCCCACCGAUGUUUCAAGCCCCGCCCAAUUACCAGUUGCACCACCCUCAAAUUCAAACUCACCAAGUAUUGCGUCAGUUGCUAGUCCUGGUGGGGGGAAAAGUGCGUUAGAGUCUUCCAUGGCUGCCACUCUAGCGGCAAUAAGUCUUCCAAAUCCAACCAAAACAGAAGAAGAAGCACCGGCGAUUCCAAGUGAGGCCCCCAAAGAGCCCCCAAAACCGGCCCCUGAGCCGGUGAAGGUUUUCAAAGACAAGAAGGAGGCAAUGGAGGCGUUUAAAGAAUUACUUAAAAGUAAAAAUGUUCCAUCGAAUGCUAGUUGGGAACAGUGUGUCAAAAUCAUCUCAAAUGAUCCCAGAUAUGAGACUUUUAAGAAAUUAAAUGAGAAAAAACAAGUGUUUAAUGCGUAUAAAACACAAAAACAGAAAGAUGAAAAAGAGGAAAGUCGACUAAAAGCGAAGAAAUCGAAAGAACAAUUGGAGGAGUUUUUACUAAAUUGUGAUAAAAUCACCUCAGCGACCAAGUAUUACAAGUGUGAUGAAUUGUUUGCCCAUUUGGAGGUGUGGAGUUGUGUGAGCGACUCCGACCGCCGCGACAUCUACGAAGACGUGGUUUUCGCCCUCGCUAAACGGGAGAAAGAGGAAGGAAAAGUUUUAAAAAAACGCAAUAUGAAAAAACUCGCUGAAGUUUUAGACAGUAUGACAAAAAUCAACUAUGAUACGACAUGGAGUGAAGCUCAGGUUCUCCUCCUCGCUAACAACGCCUUCAAAAACGACGUUAACCUCCUCGCCAUGGACAAAGAGGACGCUCUUAUCGUCUUCGAGGAGCACAUCCGUGUCCUAGAGAAAGAAAACGUCGAGGAGAAAGAACGCGAAAAAAAACGCCAAAAACGGCAAUGUCGCAAAAACCGGGACCAAUUUUUGGCCCUUUUGGACCACUUACACGAAGAGGGAAAAUUGACAUCGAUGUCACUUUGGGUCGAAUUGUAUCCAAUCAUAUCAGCCGAUAUACGAUUCUCCGCCAUGUUGGGACAACACGGAUCAACACCACUUGAUUUAUUCAAGUUUUAUGUCGAGGAUCUCAAAGCACGCUUUCAUGACGAGAAAAAAAUCAUCAAAGAAAUAUUAAAAGAGAAGAAUUUUGAGGUUAGAGUUGAUACGACUUUUGAUCAGUUUGCAACUGUCAUUUGUGAGGAUAAGAAAAGUGCGACAUUAGACGCCGGAAAUGUCAAAUUGACGUAUAAUUCGUUAUUGGAGAAGGCCGAGGCCCGGGAGAAGGAACGACUCAAAGAGGAGUCAAAACGUAUGAAAAAAUUAGAAUUGAAUUUUAAAAAUCUCUUACGUGAGAUGAAUAUUGAUUUCGAGUUGAGUUGGGAUGAAGUGAGGUCGAAAAUUGAGAAUGAGGACGAGUAUCAAGCUUUUGCGUGCGAAAAUGACCGAAUUAAGAUUUACAAGGAUUUCCAACACGAGAUGGAGGAGUCGUGCAGUCACCACCACUCCCGUUCCAAGAAAUCGAAGAAGAAGAAAAGUAAAAAGUACAAAUCGUCGAGUAGCGAGUCGGAAAGUGAGAAGAAGAAGAAACGUCGAUCGAGGAGUGAGUCGAAUUCGGAUGAUAGCGAAGAGGAGUACAGGAAGAAGAAAUCGAAGAAGAAGCACAAGAGAAAAAGCCCUUCUAGGACACCAUCAGUGGACAAACACGUUAGUCGUAGACCGUCAGAGGGCAAGAGUGGUGAAUUGAGUGAAUCUGAAUUAGAGAAACAGAGGGCGCUGUUGUUAGCCCAAUUAAAAGAGCCUGAAAGCGAGUAGGUUGUGGGUGAAAUAACGCCAUUUGUGUAGAAUUUGUGUAUUUUUUCACUUAAAUUACGUAAAAUAGAGAAUUUAUGUUACAGAAAUGCCUUUUCUUGUAAAAAUAAAUGUAAAAUUGAUAAAAUUCGAUUCAUUAAAUG
Molecule: messenger RNA, 2518 nt
Organism: Tribolium madens (black flour beetle)
Lineage: Eukaryota; Metazoa; Arthropoda; Insecta; Coleoptera; Tenebrionidae
Gene: Prp40
Product: pre-mRNA-processing factor 40 homolog A
Exons: 10
Coding region: 162-2378 (738 amino acids)
Biological process (GO): mRNA cis splicing, via spliceosome
Cellular component (GO): U2-type prespliceosome; U1 snRNP
Molecular function (GO): RNA binding; protein binding
Source: RefSeq, a predicted model, not a curated record